AUGCACUGGUGGAAAGUGAUGGCAGCCCUUCUGCUCUGCUCACUGCUGCUCAGCCAGAGCCACGGCGUGUCCCUGGCCCCGAGGCAGCCCCAGCCCCGGCCCCGCAGCGCCCGGCAGCGGCGGAUGACGCCUUUCUGGAGAGGAGUGUCCCUGAGACCCAUCGGGGCCUCGUGCAGGGACAACAGCGAGUGCCUCACCAUGCUCUGCAGGAAAAACCGCUGCCUCCUCUCCACGGCCUCGGCGUGAGCUGGCACCAAGCACAGCCUGCACUGUUACUGCUGACCCUGCUCCAUGCACUUGGGAUGUAUUUAUUGACUGCUCAGGAGCUGCAAGGGCCUCAAGCAAGCAGAGUAUUUGAUAUUUCUGUCACAUGUGCUGAUGAAAGGACUUCAAGGAGCUCGAGAGCAUCUCCUCCCCAGCCACGCCUCUGGAGGCCUCUGGCCAAGCUCAAUAAAAGGACU
Melozone crissalis (California towhee) is the source of this 461-nucleotide messenger RNA. RefSeq names its product liver enriched antimicrobial peptide 2 (gene LEAP2). NCBI's taxonomy places the organism in Eukaryota, Metazoa, Chordata, Aves, Passeriformes, Passerellidae. The record is from RefSeq and is a predicted model, not a curated record. Gene Ontology annotation, biological process: antimicrobial humoral immune response mediated by antimicrobial peptide; defense response to bacterium. Bases 1 to 246 code for a protein of 81 amino acids. The transcript is spliced from 3 exons.